AUGGCCAAAAUGGAACUAGUCCGUCUCGAAAGCACGAAGUACGUGCCCAACUCGACUUUCCCUGUCAUAAUCUACCGGAAUGUUCUUCCAGUCCCGGACGAUCAGGAUGCGGUAAAAGCACUUUUGAAUGGUAAUGGAUUUCGGGUCGACGGUUUCUUCGGGCCUUACGGCCUCAGACAUUAUCACUCCAACACUCAUGAAACAUACGCCUUUACCGCCGGUCAAAGCACCAUUAUACUCGGUCGCAGUGAGAGCCCGGAUGACGAGAAUGGAACUGAGAUACAGGUUUCCAAGGGCGAUGUGUUGAUAAUCCCAGCUGGUACAGCACACUGUAAUAAGACAUCAAGCGAUGAUUUCCUAUAUGCGGCCAGUUAUCCAAAGGUGAGUUAG
This is a messenger RNA of Clonostachys solani, 390 nucleotides long. Lineage: Eukaryota; Fungi; Ascomycota; Sordariomycetes; Hypocreales; Bionectriaceae. The record is from the annotation of a GenBank genome assembly.